Helobdella robusta is the source of this 591-nucleotide messenger RNA. RefSeq lists its product as hypothetical. The record is from RefSeq and is a predicted model, not a curated record. Gene Ontology annotation, biological process: positive regulation of mRNA splicing, via spliceosome. The transcript is spliced from 2 exons. Bases 1 to 591 code for a protein of 196 amino acids. Gene Ontology annotation, molecular function: RNA binding. NCBI's taxonomy places the organism in Eukaryota, Metazoa, Annelida, Clitellata, Rhynchobdellida, Glossiphoniidae. Gene Ontology annotation, cellular component: spliceosomal complex.
AUGAGCGAAUAUGAAAAGUUCGAUGAUAGUUUUUCCAUAGACGAGUCCGCGUCCAGAUCAAACUCCAGUUCAACCGAGGACAAAUCUGUGUCCAGCUCAAAAUCUAGGUCGGCCAGUCCAGUAAAGAAAAAAAAUUUUAGCGUUUCUGGAUCACCUCCGUCAAAACGAAGACGCAUGGGUGAUAGGGAGAGUCCUAAGGAAUGCAAAUGCUUAGGAAUUUUUGGGAUGAGUUUUUACAUAAAUGAACAAACGCUUCGUGAUAUGUUCAAGAAAUAUAGCCCGAUUGAUAGAAUUCAAAUAAUAUAUGACCACGAUAAUUCAAGAUCUCGAGGAUUUGCUUUCGUCUCAUUCAAACAUAUUGAUGAUGCUGUAAAUGCGAAAAAGGAUGCAUCUGAUAUGAAAAUUGAUGGUCGUAGGGUCAGAGUUGAUUAUUCGAUAACUGAGAGAGCACACACGCCAACACCAGGAACAUACAUGGUGUUUAAAAGAGGCAACAGAGGUAACGAACGAGGCAAGCACAAUUUUCACUCACCAGCCAAACAAAAUGGUGGGGGAAGUAGAUACAGGUCGCCAUCAAGAGAUAGAUAUUGA